Messenger RNA from Cladocopium goreaui, 2940 nucleotides. The record is from the annotation of a GenBank genome assembly. Lineage: Eukaryota; Dinophyceae; Suessiales; Symbiodiniaceae.
AUGAUGAUGCAUGUCUGGGAAAGUCCCCCGAAGCCUGGCUUGCCUUAUGUCAUAGGAGAGCUUUGCUCAUGCAGGCACGACAACACCAAGGAGCCCCAGACAAAGAACACACCAAGCGAAGAGAGCGUGGCCGGCAUCGAGUUCCAGUCGGCCCUCUCUGGUCAAGUCUUGCUAACAGUGGACGCAGAGAGGUUUGACUAUGAGGACAGCUUCCUUCGCAGGGUGCAGCGGCUCUUCCACCACCGCAUGCACCACCCACCGUUUGCAGUGUCAUGUUUGCACGAAGGCUUGGUCAUCGAAGAAGACAAAGCCUGGGUGGAAUUUGAGGGAGUUUCCACCUUCCAGGUGCUCCUGACGCCGCUGACACGAAACUAUGCGGCCGAGUUGGAGGUGGUUAUAGAGCAGGACUGCGCCGUGACCACACAGGACUUGCUGGAACUUGGGCAAGAUCCUACUUCCACACUUCAAUGUGGUAGCACUGCGGUCGUCAAGUGUUGCGAAUGCAAUGCUACGGCUGUCUUGCGGAAACUUCUGGAAGGGAAAGCUGACCCUGACAGAAUUGGACUGGAUGGCCGCAAUCCAUUGGACACUGCCGUUAGUGCCCAGAACUACGGAGCAGUUAAAACCCUCUUACUCCAUGGAGCGAAUGCAAAUCUCCAAGAUGCAGAGGGUAAUGCUGCCACGCAUGUGGUUGCGCGGGUCCCAGAUGCGGACAUGUUGGGGCUACUGAUGGGACAUGGUGCAAGCUUGCUGCUUGAAAACCACGAGGGACAGUGCUGGUUUUCUUUAGCAGAUCUCUGUCAGUUCGCACCUUUCGCUGUGGAUUCGGCUUGGCAAACAAUCACCUGGGGCCAUGUUCUGCGCAGUCAUCUCAAACCUAUUGCGGCUUUUGGAUUGUAUAGGCAGCUGGGGGCAACGUGUGGAAGGUUGCAUCUUGAAGCAGACUGUUUGUUGCCUGUUGGGCGUACACAAGAUGUGCAAGGUGGAGCAGAGCCCGUGCUGCAAAAGGAUCCAGAAGUUUGGCUGCAAAUUUGCUACAACCGGGCCACGGCUCUCACCAGGCGCUGGGAAGCUUCACUCUCCAAGCCGAAGACCGAGCAAGAGCUCAUCAAUGCUGGGAUGUCGGUUGAGCAGGCUCGGUACUAUUUGACUUCUUACAAAGAAGCGAAGGCCAAACAAACUUGGCUACGCAACUGGGAUGUGGCCAUGCCGCCCAUGAUACGGCAAACUUUUGGCGUCAGGAACACUGAGAGGCGCAUCCGCUUCAUGUCGGAUGGACACAAGUAUUUUGUGGAUGAUGAGCCUGUCGACGUGUCCGAGUUUGAUGCAGACCUGGCCAUCCAGAAGAUGAUGACCAGCGGGCACUGGCCGCGGAGGGAAUACAUGCGAGGAGCUUCCGUCAUGUCGCCUUCGGAAAACAAGACUCACUGGUCGGCCUCCGCAGAAGUGGCUGCGCGCCGAGGAACAUGGACACACCUUCAAUGCGAAUGUGUUCUCAACGGUGGCAGCGUCGACGGAGUGUGUCCUGAAUUGGUUUUACUUGCAAUUUUUCUUGGCCGCACAAAGCCACUCCUUGCAUUUCGCACCGAGUGGUGCAUCUGGGCGACAAAGGAAAAAGUGGCAGGCUGCAUCGAUUUUGCCGCCAUCGACGAGAAAGGCCACCUGGUGUUGGUGGACUGGAAACGCACUGCGAAUCUGGACCGCAAAUAUGUCAACCCCUGGCGAAGUCUGGCGGCGCCGCUAGAGCACUUGGCGGACGCACAAGGGGUUAAAUACCGCUUGCAGCUGAACCUGUACUGGUACAUCUUGGAAACAUAUUACCAAUACGUCGUGUCUGCCAUGCUGGUAGUCUGCAUACACCCUGAUUUGGAGGCGCCGUUUAUUGAUGAAGUUCCUCAUAUGCCUGCAGAGACUUGUGCGAUCAUUAGGCUCCGCCGGCAGGCCGUGGCCAACCACGCAGAGAUUUCGCCAACAUUGCCCCUGGAUGUGGCGGAGGAUGGAGACGGAGAGGAUGUCAGUGGUGGCAGUGAUCAUCUGUCAGUCAACGGCCCUGGUGCGUCGAGGCUUGCUGGUUGGUACACCGGCUUGCUGCAGCAAUCCACGGCUUCCGCUGCUACGCAAGGGUACCAGACCGAAGAUUCCGUGGCCAAAGCCGUUCUGUGCGGCACACCUGCCGUUCUUCUUCGACAGUUCUUGCUUAUCGAUGAAGACGAUGGUUUCCCUCACUGCGGAGAAGCGCCUGAUGAAAACAUGGAAGAGCAAGACGCAAUGGAGCCCGUGCCAGAGCCCGCAGUGGCCAGUCAGGAGCACGCAGAGGAACAGCAGCAAGCCAAGGAAGAACCAGGAGUAGACGAUGUGCCUGUGGAGGAUGCAGCCUUUGAAAAACUGAAGCAGCGCCGUCUGUGGCCUGGUGUAGUGCGAGAGCACUUGGGACAGGAUGCGCCGGACUACCUUGUCCGCGUGCUGGUCGGUGUGCUCGCAUUUGGGCGUUCGCGACAAGCCGACAUAUUCGUCCGGGAGCACGCACUCAUUUACUGGAUUGCAGAGGGUGGGCGGACACUUCGCUUUAAUGCUGGCGACUGCUAUAUGAAGACUCCCAGUGGAGCCUUCCAGCAACAUCGUGGAAUCCGCGUGUUCCGCCUCAUGCCAAAGAGUACGCCGCGAACUUGCCAAGGCUUCUUAGACGCAGUGUCCACCAUGUGGCAGGAGCACAACGGGGACUUAGCCACAUUUAUCUGCGCUUGCGUCGAUGCGUGCUUAUGCUUCGAAGGAGAUCCUCCUCGGCGCGGCAGGCAAGCGGGGCUGGCUGACGCCGGCAUAGGUGCAGACGGGCAACCGGAGGUGGGGGAGGUGGCUGCGGUGCAGUCUACCUGGAACGCGUCUAUGGCGAAGACCAUAAUGGCUGUCAAGAAGCAGUUGUCCGUGGAGCUGGGGGAUUGA